Messenger RNA from Kwoniella shivajii, 1578 nucleotides. RefSeq lists its product as uncharacterized. Gene Ontology annotation, biological process: proteolysis. Bases 1 to 1578 code for a protein of 525 amino acids. The record is from RefSeq and is a predicted model, not a curated record. The transcript has 7 exons. Gene Ontology annotation, molecular function: zinc ion binding; metallocarboxypeptidase activity. NCBI's taxonomy places the organism in Eukaryota, Fungi, Basidiomycota, Tremellomycetes, Tremellales, Cryptococcaceae.
AUGAGAGCUCUAACUUCAACCCUUUUGAUCUUAUCUCUCCUCACACCUUCUUUGGCAUCUAUCAAUCCUCAAAGACCUUUCGAUGCCAAUACCAGUCCCGAGCCAAGCUCAUCGCUGGAUGAUGGGUCAGUGGACAGAUAUGAUGAUCAACAAGUAUGGAGAAUAGAUUGGAGUGGAAUGAACGAUGUGAAUAAGAGAGAUAUAAUAGAUGCGAUUAAUCUGCUGGAUUUUGAUAUAUGGCAUACAACAAGAUCAACGAUUGAUAUUCGAUUAAAUCCAUCUCAAUUGAAUGUAUUACAUUCUUUUAUACCUUCAUCACAUUUCACUCCAUUCAUCAGCAACCUUCAAGGUCUCGUAGAUCUUUCAUCAGACUCACCCUACCUCGAUCAGGAGGCAGAAGAGGAAGAAGAAGAAGAUGAAGUAUUGAAUUCAAAGUCCAAUAUUACCGAAGAUUUAAGAAAGAAGAAAAACAAAAGUAGAAAAGGUAAAAAACCAAAAUCACCAAAAGAACAUAUUGAUCAAUAUAAUCUAACCACUAUCGAAACUCCAUUUCAUGAUAAUUUCCAUCCUUUGAAAGAAAUGUAUAAAUUUGGUGAUGUACUCAUAUCGACUUUUAACGGAACGAAUGGGAUUGAAGUUGAAGAAAUUGAUAUUGGAACUACUUUUGAAGGUAAAUCAAUCAAAGGAUGGACUGUUAAAUCUCAUGAUCAUAACAAUACAAAAGCAAUAUCAAAAGCUCAUAAUCAGCCCGAAUCUGGAAGAGAAAAGGUUGAAAAUCGUUUAGAUGAUGUCGAAUUAGAAUUUGUCGUUCAGGCUGGACAACAUGGAAGAGAGUGGGUCGGACCUUCAUCCGCCUUGUAUUUCCUCCAUCAUCUGAUACUAAGAGCGACCACCGAGCCGACUUCAGAUGCUGCGAUCCUUUUGAGAUCAAUUAGGUUUACUAUAGUACCUCAAAUCAACCCUGAUGGUUAUGCUUAUAGUAGAGAUAAGAGUAGGAUGUGGCGAAAGAACAGACAAGAAGUAGGUGGUAAAGGAAAAUGUUUAGGCAUUGACUUGAACUCCAACUGGGGAUAUAAAUGGCGAUCAUCCAAAUCUACUGCUUGCUCAGAAGGUUAUGCAGGGAAAGAAGCUUUCGAAGCUUAUGAGACUAAAGCAAUGUCAGAAUAUUUGUCUGGCGCAGGUGAAAGAAGUAACAGAGUUAGGGCGUUUGUUGAUAUACAUUCAUAUGGUCAAUUAUUCAUGUUCCCAUUCGCUCAUUCUUGUGAUGACUUCCCGCCCGACGCAGAAAUGCUAAUGGAAGCUGGACUCGGCGUAGCAAAAGCUAUGAGAACAAAGCAAGGUGAAGGAUAUGAAGCUGGUCAAGCAUGUGAUUUGACUUAUCGAGCACCCGGUGAUGCUAUCGAUUAUACAUAUGGUAUAACCGAUGUAAGAUGGUCAUAUUCCGCCGAAUUGAGAGAUACAGGAACUUACGGUUUCAUGCUUCCUCCAAAAUUGAUCAGACCUACUGCAGACGAACUCACUGCCGGUUUGAUGUAUUUGGCUAAAUUCAUUUACGCUUUGGAGGUUAAUCCACCUUAG